Rhizophagus irregularis DAOM 181602=DAOM 197198 is the source of this 913-nucleotide messenger RNA. Its product is annotated as H(+)-transporting V1 sector ATPase subunit D. Gene Ontology annotation, molecular function: proton-transporting ATPase activity, rotational mechanism. Gene Ontology annotation, biological process: vacuolar acidification. Gene Ontology annotation, cellular component: vacuolar proton-transporting V-type ATPase complex; fungal-type vacuole membrane. The record is from RefSeq and is a predicted model, not a curated record. Lineage: Eukaryota; Fungi; Glomeromycota; Glomeromycetes; Glomerales; Glomeraceae.
UAUAAAACCGGAUCAAUGUUUCUCUUUUCAAUACCAAACACUAUUUGCUUGAAGAUUCAAAUACCAAAUGUCUGGAGCAGGACCUAGAAUCAACAUUUUCCCUACUCGCAUGGCUUUGACUACUAUGAAGACAAAGUUGAAAGGGGCACAAACAGGUCACAGCUUGUUGAAACGUAAAAGUGAAGCUCUUACCAAGAGGUUCAGAGCGAUCGUUCAAAAAAUUGACGAAGCUAAGCAAAAAAUGGGUAAAGUAAUGCAAACAGCUUCGUUCUCUUUAGCAGAAGUGUCGUACAUUGCUGGUGAUAUUAGUUAUCAAGUUCAAGAAAGUGUCAAGAGUGCUCAAUUCCGCGUUCGUACAAAGCAAGAAAAUGUUUCAGGAGUAAUGUUACCUACUUUUGAGAGUUAUCUUGAGGGAGGAAAUGCUUUUGAAUUAACAGGUCUUGGACGUGGCGGUCAACAAGUACAAAAAUGUAAAGAAACAUAUAUUAAGGCUGUAGAAACUUUGGUUGAAUUGGCCUCUUUGCAGACGGCAUUCGUCAUUUUGGAUGAAGUUAUCAAAGUAACUAAUCGUCGUGUAAAUGCUAUCGAGCAUGUUAUUAUACCAAAAAUAGAGAAUACUAUAAAAUAUAUAACUUCUGAAUUGGAUGAACAAGACCGUGAAGAAUUCUUCAGAUUAAAGAAAGUUCAGGGUAAAAAGAAGAAAGAUCAACAAGCAGCUGAAAUAGAAAAGCUUAGGACUGGCCAAGAUGACGCACAGAAUUAUGACUCUCAACCCGCAGAUUUAUUGGAAAAAAAUGACGACACCGACGUUAUAUUUUAAUUUAUAAUAUUUUUUAGAUUCUAUAAUUAAUUAUUUAUUUAUAAAACUUUAUUCUGAACCAAUAAAUAAAUUACUUUCUAUAUUUUAAAUUUC